AUGAUAUUCGGAACCAUGCAACUGUUAACUGAAAGUCAUAUGUCAUAUUAUUUUUUUGAAAAAGGCAAAACUCUUCUUGAGUCACAGUACGUAGCUGCAGGUCUUCACAUUAACAGGAAGACAAUCUCAGACUUGGUUGAUAAAGCUGCUAUUCUGAUGCGUAUUUUUGUUAAGAAAGAAAUGGAAACAAAAUUAAUAAGCCUCAAAAUUGACAGCGCUUCACGUAAAAAUCGCCAAAUAUUUGGUAUUAAUGCGCAGUACUAUCACAAUGGCGAAAUGUUAUUUCGAAAUCUUGCCCUAAAGGAAAUGCAUUGUCGACAGACGAAGGAAAAUCUAACAGAAACAUUAGAGUAUGUGCUCAACCAAUAUGGUGUUAAAUUGAACCAAAUUUAUUCUGUCGCCCACGAUAAUGGUAGCAAUAUGGUGGCGACAGUUGGAUUGUUGAAGAAAAUGUUGGAGAAACCUAAUUUAAAUAACUGCCCACCAAUUAAUUUGCUCCUUGCUAAUGAAGAAGCUUGUGGCAUUUUCGAGCAUGCUGAUGAUACUUGUAAUUUCGAGCAUGCUGAUGAUACUUGUAAUGACACGGAUGACGACGACGACAACGAAGCUGUAUCUAAGUAUCAGUUUUGUACUCCAUCCAAUAGUGCAUUACCUGCAAACGAUUUUUUUGAUAAAAACCGAGAAGAGACACGAUUUGUUGCACCAGGCGAAGAAAACGACGACUAUGAAUUCGAGGGAAUACUUGAUAGUACGCGAUGUGCGGCGCACACGGCUCAAUUGGCUGUGUGGGAUGUCAUACGUCCAUACAAACAACGUAUCGCGAAGAUCCAAGGCAUAGUUGUAAAGCUGCGAAACCGUAAAUAUCAUAAAUGUUUCAAAACUCACGAUGCUCAUCUACCUCCUAUCGCCAAUGAUACAAGAUGGAAUGGAAAGUAUCUAAUGGUGGCAUCCCUACUUAAACAACGGCAAUUUUUCAAUUUGUAGAAGACAAGUUUUCCCGAAACAGAUCUUACUCAACACUGGCCAUUCAUCGAGAAGUUUUGUGAAGCCUUUGAACCUGCUUUCAUACUUACGCUUAAACUGCAAAAAGUACAUUGUGCAUUGUCUGAAUUUUACACGUAUUGGCUACAGUGCCAAGCAAACCUGGAUAAAUUAAAAGCCAACGAGCUCGCCGUACAAUUGUUAGAGACUUUCAAAACACGAGCUCAAAAACUGGUUAGUACAUUGCAGUUCAAAGCAUGCAUGUACUUAGACCCUAGAUAUAAUUUUUUGGGUGCAAGGCGUAUAUCUACGGAGGACAAAGCGAAAGUUCAGGCUCAUAUGGCGUUAGCCUGGUGUGCCCGGCACGGGAUACUUCCUAUUGGGAUGCAGCUGACCAUUAAUCAGCGACGCCCCCCUUGUAUGUACCCCAUAUCUAGCGUGGUGCGUCUUCUCGACUCGAGGAAUCCAGGAUAGAAUGGUCACUAGCCGGCGCAAUCAUCAGCUCGUGUAAAGUUGUCAUGAGCGGUACAACCUUUGGCUCUUGUUGAAUGAUCAGUGGACUGCACAACCUUCGGCCCGUGCAUCUGUAAAGAGUGUGUGUAUGUAUUGCCGCGACUAAGUAAAAGUUUAUAGAUCGGAUA
This is a messenger RNA of Toxorhynchites rutilus septentrionalis, 1622 nucleotides long. RefSeq lists its product as uncharacterized. The transcript has 4 exons. The record is from RefSeq and is a predicted model, not a curated record. NCBI's taxonomy places the organism in Eukaryota, Metazoa, Arthropoda, Insecta, Diptera, Culicidae.